AUGGAUCUGGCAGCUAAGGGACAUCAGUCAGAGCGGGCUACGCCGAAGCCGCAGUUGAAGGAUGUAGAAGGUCCUUUUGACGGUGGUGUGCGCGCAUCGCUGGCGAAGAGGCUGUCGGCACUUAAGUUUCCUUCUUCGGAUGCGCCUGUUGGAGAUGGGGAGAACAACGCUAACGAAGGACAAGGAAAAGAGGAAGAGGUGAAUUCGCCGACCGCUGCUCCUGAUGCACCUGAGGAGGGAAGUGAAGACGAGGAAGAAGAGGAUGACGGGUAUCUCAGUAAUGAUCCUGAGGAGCGUUUUGACCCGGUGAAAGCUGGAGAAAUUGCUGCGCGCGCGGGUUUCUCCAUCACGCUGCUGGUUCCGAUCAAGUACGAGGAGGAGGUUCCCCGUACUAUCGACACGGUUAAGGGACUCCUUGCGUUGUGGAGGAAGUUUAUGUCGGCUCACGUACUGACGACGACAAGGUGCCAAGUCCUCUUGCCGGCGUGGCUGUCAAAGAAGCGGUAUGGGAGGAUGCAAGUCACUUUCCAGCAAGCAUCGGACGCGAACUACGUGUGGUGUCGUCAGAUCCAGCACAAGAUGUUGAAUGAGGAGAGCAUUUACCUGGACUGGCAGCACCCGGAAAACCCGGUCUACAUUCAGGAGCGAGCGACUAACCCGGACUCCAUCGAAGUGCUGCUGAAGAGUGUCCCGGCGGCUAUUACGUCGGAAAUGGUGUAUGAAUACCUGGUGAAGACGGUGUUGGAGAAGCGGGGUCGGACGCCGUUCCUCAGUGGGGCUGCCUUCCACAGGGUGGUGGAUCCGGUUACCGGCGCAGAUACUGACAAGAUUCGGGGUCUGGUUAAGGGACACCCGGGGGAUAAGUAUCGCUGGUGGCAUUUGUUGGUCGACUCAGAGGCGUGCGGCAAGGCGCACGGAUCCAGUUUUACGCAGGCGCUAGCGCAUGUGAAGUCGGUGCAGCACUGUACAGCUAUCCUGCAGGGGGACGCAGCAAGCAGGAAGAGCAGGGGGAAAAUGAAUUUCCUUCCGAUUCGCAAGGAGUUUGGGCUGUAA
Messenger RNA from Closterium sp. Naga37s-1, 1053 nucleotides. The record is from the annotation of a GenBank genome assembly. NCBI's taxonomy places the organism in Eukaryota, Viridiplantae, Streptophyta, Zygnematophyceae, Desmidiales, Closteriaceae.